AUGAAUUACUCCGCGUAUCCACAAACAAAUUCGUCAAUACCAGACUCAGAUAUAAAAUAUUACUUGAGAAAGCUCGAUUUUCCAGCAUGUGCCAAAGAAGCACUUGUAGCCAUAGCGGACUUAUCGCGAAUGACUGGAUCGACAGUAAGGCAGCAGAUCCAGUUGCAAACAGAUUUAAUGAUCGAAUUUGUAUUCGGUGAAGUGGAUAAACUCAAGCAACAGAAGAAGCCUGAGAGUCUUCAGGAGUUUCAGUUGAUCGAAGUACUAAGCGACUUUUUUCGCGACCCAGAUCGCAGUCCGGCAGUACGUAAUGCUGUGUUUUUAUUUUUAUUCCCCGGUGAGUGCCCUAGGUAUGAGAUACUGGGUAACUUAGUGUCGUUGUCAAUAUCAACGCAAAACCGGCAAGUGCUGGAUUCCACGGGAAUGUGGAUGCAACAAUUAGGAUCAACUUCUGCGCAGAGUGUUGACUUGGCAAAGCAUAUCCUCAAUGAUUUUUUUGUUUUUUCACCGAAUUCAAUAGACAAAUUAAAACAAUUGCCAGUAUUGGUGCCUUAUUUUACGGCAAAUUUAUUGACAGCGAUAGGUGAAGUUUAUAAAUUUCUAGACCCCCCGAAUGAGUUGUUGAAGUUGGUGGGUGACUGGAUUGAUGAUAAUCCAGGGUUGUUAACUACUUCUUUGAUGGAUAAUCCUGCUUUGCCGUCUGGUGGAAUACCUAUGACUCCAAUUACUCCUAUCGCUGGUUUAUUUAGGUGGUGUAUAUUAAACCCAGCACGUAAAGAAGAUGAUAUCGACAAAAAUACAAUAGACGAGCGUAAGAAAUUAUAUUCUAAAAUCCAGCAAUUACUUAUGGAUGCAGUUUUGCGGUUAAAAGAUAACAGUGGUAACAAACAUGCGAUUUCCGCUCAACACUUGGCACAAACAACGCGUACGUUGACAUCGUUGUUGGAACAGUCGGGUCCAAGUGUUUUGAAAGUCAACUGUGAUUUAGCUAUGGAGCGAUUAGCGCAAGCUGUCAGUACAGCUUUGUCUGUCAAUUGUAUUUAUGGAAACAAACAAGAAUUGUUGGCUUUACUGCAACCACUUGCGUGUCGACACUUUUUAAUCGAAUGGACAUUAAUGACUUAUGGUUCAAAAGUUUCGGUUGUAUAA
Molecule: messenger RNA, 1149 nt
Organism: Cotesia congregata
Lineage: Eukaryota; Metazoa; Arthropoda; Insecta; Hymenoptera; Braconidae
Source: the annotation of a GenBank genome assembly